AUGAUGGACACCGAAAUGGGGCAGAUAAACUUCAAAGACAUUGAAGAAGAAAAACAGUCUGCAAAGGAGCAAAUGCCUCACUGGUUUCAGGAGUAUGUCCAGCCAUGCUUGGCAGAGCUGCUGGGUACAUCCCUCUUCGUGUUUGUGGGGUGCCUUUCUGUCAUUGAAAAUACACCAGAAACCGGCAGACUACUACCAGCCCUGGCCCACGGUCUUGGACUUGGACUGACUAUUGCCAUCCUGGGAGGAAUCAGCGGUGGACACUUUAACCCUGCCGUGUCUCUUGGAGCCGUUAUAAUUGGAGGACUGGACAUUAUCCUGGUAGUGCCAUACUGGAUCUGCCAGCUAUGCGGGGGCAUGAUUGGUGCAGCAUUGGCUAAGGCUCUGACAUUGGAGCAUGAAUUUCAGUCGGCAGGUGGAGCUGCUUUCGAAACUGUGACCACCGAUGCUGAAGUCCCACGAGCCAUUGGGGCUGAAAUAAUCUUGACAUUCUUCUUGGUGCUUGCUGUCUGCAUGGGGGCCAUCAACCAGCAGACCAGUACUCCACUGGCCCCUUUCUGCAUAGGCUUCACAGUGGCAGUGGACAUCUUAGUAGGAGGACCCAUUUCCGGAGCUUGCAUGAAUCCGGCCCGGGCAUUCGGCCCAGCAGUGGUGACAAAUUACUGGGCUUAUCACUGGAUAUAUUGGGUUGGACCCAUGGUCGGCGGUCUGUUAGUUGGUGGCAUUAUAAGGUACCAAGAUCAGGGACCAUUCGACCAUCAAAGGGACAAGCGUUCACUCAGUGAGUAUAAUCUGUCUUUUGUGUGUGAUCUCCAUUCCCCUUCCCGUUGUGUGGCGCCAAGGGAUAACAAGUCUGAGGCCAAAACUACCAAUGAUGAGCUGACCAUAUACUGA
Messenger RNA from Pseudophryne corroboree (corroboree frog), 894 nucleotides. It is a transcript of the gene AQP8, whose product is annotated as aquaporin 8. Gene Ontology annotation, cellular component: plasma membrane. NCBI's taxonomy places the organism in Eukaryota, Metazoa, Chordata, Amphibia, Anura, Myobatrachidae. The record is from RefSeq and is a predicted model, not a curated record. The coding region runs from base 1 to 894 and encodes 297 amino acids. Gene Ontology annotation, molecular function: water channel activity. The transcript is spliced from 5 exons. Gene Ontology annotation, biological process: water transport; transmembrane transport.